Molecule: messenger RNA, 126 nt
Organism: Acaulospora morrowiae
Lineage: Eukaryota; Fungi; Glomeromycota; Glomeromycetes; Diversisporales; Acaulosporaceae
Source: the annotation of a GenBank genome assembly
GUAGAAGCCGUUGGAAUUGACAAGUGCCCAGAAUUGGUGAUUGGCAAAGGACUUGAUGGUGAAGAAAAAGCAAACAAAAAGGAGUUUGGAGAGAGAGUAUUCGAAUUCUUGAUAAAUUUGGUAUAA